AUGAUUUAUAAUUUCGGCGCUGUGCUAAAAGCACUUUUCCUUGCAACAAUAUUAAGUAUACUAUUAUACUAUGUCCCACGAUUCUUAGCACGCUUUAUUGAGAAAAAGUUUAAAAUACAUGUAGGAUCAUUCGGGUUUCUUUCAUUAUCAGAUCUAUCAUACUCUGGAAGCUCUAAGGGCUCACCACGCCAACAACAUUCCUAUAAGCUAACCGUCAAUAGAAUAUAUUUACAAAUACGGCGACCGUAUAAUGGAUGCAAAGCAUGGGUUACACUCACUAUCGACGAUGUCAGUGUUAUUUUAUCCUCAAUACGGAUGUUCACUCAACCUCAGUCUCGAAAGCUUGAUCAUGUGCGACAGCCAAGCUUGAUCAUGGCGGUACCACAACAAGCGUGGUGGUCCUCCGUUUGGGUGGUUAAAUAUAUAAUGGCAAAAAUUUCAGCAAUACCGUUUCAAUUUGUUCUAUCCUGGAUAGCAAGCUGUGUUGAUGUGAAUAUCACUAAUGUCGACGUAUUAGUAGAAGAUCUAGGUCAAUUUAAAGUGAAUGAAAUAACUCUUGGAAUGAUUCUUUUUGCCAAUGUUGAUUUAAACCAAACGAACCCGAGUCACGUAAAUCUUCUGGGACAACACUCCAUCAGAAAUAGACAUCACUUAUUUACAAAUAAACUUCUCAAAGUCACAUUUUCUUAUUCUUCUUUGUCUAUUCGAGAUAUAUCAUCAGCAAAACUAUGUUUGAGUAACCAAAAAAACCUUCCAUCAGCCAUCGAUUUUCCACAUUUCUCCACAAUUAUACUUUCUUUUUAUCUUUCUGCUGCCUGUACAUCACUUUUAGCUUUUGACAUUAAUGCAUUUUUUGGAGAUAUUAAUGUAUGUGUAGAUUCAAUUCUUCGUCUAAGCAAAUCUAUACAAGCAGCUAUACCGAAAAAAGUGACAAGAGGUCCCACUGAGCCCCAAAGCUUUGGUCAAUCACAACAAGGUCAACGCAAAACUUUCAAAAUGGCAUCCUUGUUAAUAGUUCGUAGAAUGCGAAUGGCUCGUAGAAAGAAGACACCAAUCGAAUUUCUUAAAACAUCAAGACUUUCUGUUUCUCUGGAACAAAUGACUCAACAAUUUGAUGGGUCUGCAGUAAAUACACCUCGAAAAUCAACAUUUUCGCUUUUCUCUGAAGAUAUACCCAAUCCUUUAGAAUUAAAAAUGAGCAUUUUACUCAACGGCUUAUAUUGCGACGUCACUGAUAAUUUGGGAAUGUUUAGAAUUAUGCAGAUUUGUACAAUCUCAAGUAUGUUGACCUGUUCAAAACCUCUGGUUCAUACCAUUGAAUAUGAUCCAAAUCUUUUUUCUUUUAUCGGAACGUUGGAUAUUGUUUCCCCAGAAAUAGCGUUUGAUUAUGGGCAUUUUGAUGUUAUUGAAAAUAUUAUAAAAUCCAUUAAUGACGAGGAUUUUAAAGAAAAACGUGCAUUUGUUCAAACUAAACCUACAGAAAAACAACAAAAAUUGCAAAAUAUUCCGAAAUUAGUUGCAACAGUGUCUAUUGUUAAUCCACUUUUAAAAGUAACUGAAAUCCCAUCGUCUAGUGUCAAAUCUGAUCAUUCACAACUUGCUUUUGGAUUUCAAAACAUUUUAUUCGAUGUGAACGGGGAUUAUACCGAUCUAAGUGAAUUGCCUGCGGCAAAACACGAACGUACAAUGUCUAGGCGAUAUAGCAAAGGUUGGGUGCCUCCAACAUUCUCUAUGGUAUAUAAUUUGGUUGCCAAUCUAAAGACUCAAAGAAUGAGACUAUACACUCUUGAAAAUGACUUAAUACUUAAUCAUUCUUGGGAAAUUUAUUUCAUUACGUCUGCCUUAGGCACUAUCACAAGCUAUAUCAAUAAAGAAAAAACAACAACAUUUGCUCCAUUAUUGGAGUUAGAAACGAUUCAACUAGACAUCGGCCUGUUAAUCGAUGGAAUGGAAAUACAAAUAUGUUGUAAGAAAACCUUUGGAUUGUUACAACAGCUCAUUAAUACAGUGACUAACAUAAUUCCAAUAAAGGAAGCAAAUUCAAACCACCCAAUUCAUACAUCAUCAGUUAAUGCAUCUCAACCGAUAGUGAUGUAUUCUGAAGUUUUAUUAUUCCGCAUUUCUUUGUCUUCAUUUGAUAUAACAAUAGCUGAAGUUGAUUCUCCGGUAGAUUCUUCAACAUCUAGAGGAUUUGACAUACGCCUUCAAGGAAUUACAUUUGACUAUAGAGGUUCUAGGGCUUCAAUAGAUCCAACUGGAGGAUAUAAUGAAAGAAUCGGUCUUGGACUCUCAACUGAUGAAGGUACUGAUUUUCAAUGUGAAACUGGUGGACACGUUCGAGGAUUUGCAAGAGGUUUCAAGGUAACACCUAUUAUGGCACUUUGGGAUAAAGACCUUUUAAAAAAUACCGUCCCAUUGUUAUCCAUUCCAGAGAUUGAAGUUCAAAACGAUUUGAGCAUUGAACACACACAGAAUUAUUCAUCCAAGUUAAAUGUGAAAGUUACAGAGAUUUAUAUAAAUUACUCAUUAUUGUAUCAUUAUUGCUGCCUGGUUGGCGUAAUGAAUGUAAUAAAAUUAUUACCGUUGUCUUCAAAAAAGAAACAUGCUAGCACAAUACAUUCGGCUCCAAUGUCAAAAGACAUUAGUUCGUUUAAAACUGAAGCAAAUAUUUUACUAAACUGUGUGAACAUAUUUGUCGAUUUGCCGGAUGAUAUAAAGUUUUUCAUAAGAUUGGAUGAUUCAAAAUACAGAUUUGCAUCUAUUGACGAUCACGAACUCCAAAUAAGAGGUCUACGAGCUUUUGGUACAAGUCCAAGUGAAGAAGGAUUGUGGGAUCAGCUUGUAAAUGUCAAAAAUACACAUAUUCUACUUUUAAAAGAUGAUACAAAACGGAAUAGUGCAAAAUUACCUCUUGAUGAGAGCAAAGUAAUAAAACAUUUACAAGAACGUCUCUUUGUUCCUGAGGAAAUACAUAUCUUGGACCCGGAAGAGGAAGGGCCAAAGUAUUUGCCAACUAUUCAGCUCAAAGUCGGUGUUUUAACAUUCCGUAUAGAAGAUGAUCCGUUUGAAGCCAAACUUUCUGCUGUUUGGAAACUCGGGUGUUUAGAACAACAGGCUAGAUUAGGGAGAGAGGCUGCAUUUGAAGCAAAAGCUAAAGUUAUUAGGUCACAUGAAUAUCAUCGAAACACAAAGGGAGAAGGAGUAUUAGCGACGGAUGACGCUAAUGUACCAUCAUUACAAGAUGGUGAUAAAUCUGAAUCUCUGCUUAAUACACCGCGAGUUGGUCAUUUCCGUCCUCAACCUUCUCCACGAGCAAAUUUGAGCGUCGAAGAAGCACGUAUUGCCCUUAACGAGUAUAAUUCUCGUAGUUGGAUAAAAUGUGUAAAAGCGUCAAUAUUACAUCAAAAGUUCGAAUAUCCAUGUGAUGACUUGCCUAUUUCAUUAGCUACACGGUCUCGGCAUCCAGCCUUAUUCAGAAUUACCAUAGAGAAAUUUUUAUUGGUUCUCUCUGCGCCCUUGUUUCCAAUGAACGAACUACCCCAUUAUAUGCAUAAAAUGGGUAAAGGACUGCCUUUGAAUACUAAGUUUGCUUUUUUAGUACCUAUACAUUUGAAUUGCAAACUAAAAGAGGCUUGGGCCGAAAUUCGUGAUUAUCCAUUACCAUUGGCGCACAUUCCUUCGGCUGAUUUAAUUAAUGGUGAGGAGCAAUAUUCAUGUGAUAUCGAAGGGCAUUUUGUAAUUGGCGAAGAAUUGAAGCGAUCCGAGUCGAUAAGAAGAAUUGACGUGCAAAUUACCUCACAAUCUAUUGGUGAUAACGAUUAUAAUAUCAUCGUACCCCGUACAUGUUCACCUGUAAAAUUAUACUCUGAUCUUCAUAUCAGUAUAAGUUCAUCGCGUCAUACUGUUGUUUCGUGGGGUAUGGCUACACAACCUGCUAUUCAAGAUGUUGCAAAAGUUUUUGAAAGCUUCGCAAAGCCAAAUCCGGAUCCGUCCGAAACCGUUGGUUUUUGGGACAAAAUUAGGCUCAUGAUGCACUUCCAAAUAUUAAUGGACUUUAAGGGUGAUAGUAAUGUUCAAUUUUUUUCACAAGGCUCGCGAGAUCCUUACCUUGUUACUGGUUCAGGUGCUGGUUUUGUUUUAUGCUGGAGAAAAAACAUAGAAAUUAGAUUAGGGUUUGCAAAUGAACAAAAUGAGCUGUUACAAAUAGACAGCGAAGAAUUUAUUAUGGCCAUCCCCAAUCUAACCGCUUUGGUUUCUUAUGAAGGUCUAUUCCCUGAUAGCGCAUUGUUUGAAUCUUAUGAAAUACAACAUGAUAUUACCAAAAAUUCGGAGACAAGUUCCGCUAAAACGGAGAGUUCGAGUAACACACCAUUUUCUGAUAGUCCAUAUUUCAAAUUCGUGAUGAAAAUUAUGAAUUUUUAUGGUGGUGUUAGGUAUGGAGUGGGAUGUCAUUUUAAUCGUAGUUGCCGCCUUAAUUCGGGAGUAUGUUCAACUUGUAAUGGGCAAGGAAAAUGUCUUUAUACGGAUUUUAUUCCUCAUUAUCAGAUAACUACUAUAUUACCACAAUAUGCCAUUGCACCAAUGGGAGAAGUACAUGAUUCUUUUAGAGGAUUUCGAUCAGAUGGUGUUCAUCUGUCAGUAAGCGUUAUUUGUCCAUUAGAUUGGAAUGAGUCUAUGGAUUUGCGACAACACAAUAAAUAUCGUGGUCCAAAAAAUUCAAUAAGGUCAAGUCCUAAAGCGAUCAUGCAUGGAUUAUCUUGGGCGUCGUUAUUCGAUCCUGCAAUGAUAGUUCCAAUUCGUCAAGGCAAAUUAUUCCCAUCUCUUACGCCACCACCUCUCAAAUUUGCAAAAUUUUUAAAAUCGGUCAAAUUAAAGAUAUGCGUGGAAACAUUAUUUUUAAGUAGUUUUUAUAGGGAAGAGUCAUUAUACGAUCCACUCGACGGUACAAUAAAUAUGGUCGGAAUCAAAGCAAAAAUUGGAAGGUUUAAACAAGACAUUCAUCUUAAGAUGCAAGAAAAUACAAUUAUUUUAGAAGGAAAAGAAGUUAAGAGCCUUGAUAUGAUUUUUCAUGAAGCAGAGACUGAUUUGAAAGAUCUAGAUGUUCGAGGCAUUGCUGUUCGAUAUAUGGAAGGCGCGUUUCCUAUGUCUGAUAAUAAUGAAACUUACCGAAAAGAAUCGUUAUUGGGAAAAGAUGAAGACUUUCUGAAAAUGAAUUUAGAUGAUGAACAGUGGAUUAAUGACGAUGAUUAUGUUGAAUUGGAAUAUAAAUUACCAGAAGCAAGACCUGGAGUGAGAGUAUUACCUUUUUUAAAAAGUCCGCAAAUGAUGUAUUAUAAACGUGCUGAUAUCCAAGAAACUAAAGAAGAGAAGAAUGAUCAAACGACUAAUGUAUGUCACAUGGGACAAGGAAGAGACACUAGGCAAAUUCAAUUGGAUUUUCUCGCAGAACGAUCAAAUCAACUUAGUCGAGAUAUCAAACAACAGGCUAAAUUAUUGUCAGAGAUUGAAGAUAAGAUAAUUAACAAUCCUAAUAACCAAGAGCUCAAAGAAAUCUCUCAAACUAUUCAAAAAGCUACUUCAACACUUUCAAAAAAGCGGAACAUUAUCCAAGAUUUUAUGAAAAGAUUAGAAGAAAGCAUUAACAAGCCUGAAUCGAAAGAUUUUAAAGAUAUAAAUUCUGAUGAUGUUAUUAAUGAAAUCCCUGAUUUUGAUUCAUCUUUGUGGACGGAUUCACAAGGCUAUUUCGGUCAUCGUAUUGUUAUUCAUAACGCUAAGGCCAUAUGGAAUAAUUCUUUAAGGAAUCUAGUUUAUAGAUUAUGGGAUCUUAUCGAACAACACCAAGGGCUUACGUAUUAUAUGUCAACGAGUGCUGUCAAAUUUAUUAGAGAUAUGCAAAAAAAUAUCCGCCAGAAAAUGGAAAGAGAGAUCUACAGACAAUCUUUGCAUAGUGAUACCUUAUCUUCAGGCAAUUUAGAUAUUUAUGAUUUUGAUGCGAAUGUAGCUGCUGAAAUGUUACGAAAGCUUGUUGGGGAAAAAGAUACAAAUUUUGUUGUCCAAAAUGAAACAUCCAAUCUUUCCGAUGAGAAUAAUGUUGAAACAUCGGAAAAUGCACAUGAUGAUAUUCCUGAAGGUUAUUCAUUGUUGAAAAAUUAUCUAGUUCAAUUUAUGAAUCUUCAGAUAAAUUUCCAAUGUGACAAAAAUCCAGGUUCUAGUAUUAUAAUGUUUAUGGAAAGAGCUCAGAUUAAAAUCUUUUCUAUUGUAGAAGAUUGGUCUAAAGGGGACAUUAUCAAUGAAGUAGUCAAAACAAGAACUUUUUUCGGUUUGGACAAUGCUCAGUUCUUUACCAGCUUAAAAAAAGAUUUCCGUACUAGCCUUUCAAGGAUUUUGUCGGAUAAUAAUUAUGGAUCUAAGGGUAGUGAAAAUUGGCCUGUUUGGGUUCCACCUGAAGCAUUGCUUGAUCAUUCUAAAGAAAAUUUAUUGCCAUUUCAAAGAAUAAUUAAACGAACAUCAGCUACAAUGCAAUAUGAUAAAUUCAAUAACUUGCGUAUCAAAGGCAGUGAUAUUAAGAAAGAUGAUUUAGAGCAGGAAACAGAUCGACCAGGACUUGGUGGUUCUGAUGUGGAUGAUUUUGACAAAAGAAUGGAUUCAUGGUACAUAGUUUUUCCUAAAUUCAAGUUAUCCGCCACAUCUAAACAAUAUUGUAUUUUAGUUGAUGUUGUUAAGGAUUUGCUUAUGUUCCGUGAGCCAGCAAAAAAGGAGCGAGCAGAAAGGCUGAAUACAAUCCUACUCGCAGCUGACUUGGAUGAUCUUGAUGGCGUAGCAGAAAAAGUAUCAUUGUUACAAGAGCAAAUUCGUCAAUUGGAAGAUGUGCGGAACCAAUAUCAAUUGCAAUUGCAAGAUCUUAACGAAGAUAUUAAAGGACUACAAGCAAUUGAAAUAGAAUUAAUAGGUUUCCAAGAACAAUUAUAUUUAUUAAUGGAGGCCAUCACAGCGUCACAGAAUAAAAAAGAAAAGGCGGAAAGUAAAAUGGCUUUAAAAGUAGUGGUAAUUACCGAUGAAGUCAAAUGGGUAAUGCGAGAUAGCAAUAGAAAGUCGUUCUGUGAAUGGGGUUUAUUAAAUGCACGCUUCGUUUUAAUGACAAAAGAAGAGAACUCUAUGAAUACUUUAGAGAUCGAUCAUGUACGCGUAAUUAACAAACUCCCAUCACCUGUUUUUAAAGAGUUAAUUGGACCAUAUAUCACUGAAAAUAAUCGUAAUGCAGAGUUUAGUCGCCAUAAAAUGUUACGAGUAUAUUGGGGACAAUUGGAGCCAGUCGCUGGCAUUGAUAUUGUUGAACAUUUCGAAAUUGAUAUGUUCCCGCUUAAAUUCCAGAUGCAGUACGAUGUUGGUAAACUUAUAAUGAUGUAUAUAUUUCCAGAAAAAAAGAAAGAGUACGUUAAUCGCGAUAAGUCGGUCGAUUCAUCACAUGCGACAAAAACGCCAAAAUCUACAUCGGAAUCUAAUCGCGAUGAAAUUUCUGAUGACUUUAUAGAAAUGCCCUUUGAUAUUUUUUCAGAUGAUGAAAUGCCUAACACUUCAGGUUCGACAACUCAGAUCAAUAAGCAGGGCACCAAAAAGCCGGCGCAAAAGCUGGAACAUCAUAAAGAUGAAUCGCAUGAAUUAGAGUUAAUGAAGAAAAGGGCAUCUCAAAAUAAACAGUUUAUAUACAUAAAAGUUCCAGGAGUAAUACACAGUUUCAGUUAUCAGGGGGCAAAGGAAAAAAAUUUAGAAGAUUUAAUAUCAGAACAAGACAUGGUCAUGGUUGGAUUUUAUAGAGCAAUUGAAAAAAGACGCGCUUCGAACUAUUCUCACCCACGCUACAGCAUUACUGAAAGAAAAAUUGAACCCUUAUCAAAAACGUAG
Molecule: messenger RNA, 7902 nt
Organism: Cetraspora pellucida
Lineage: Eukaryota; Fungi; Glomeromycota; Glomeromycetes; Diversisporales; Gigasporaceae
Source: the annotation of a GenBank genome assembly